This is a messenger RNA of Sphenostylis stenocarpa, 1995 nucleotides long. NCBI's taxonomy places the organism in Eukaryota, Viridiplantae, Streptophyta, Magnoliopsida, Fabales, Fabaceae. The record is from the annotation of a GenBank genome assembly.
AUGGAAACCAACCUCACCAGAAUCUCAAAACUCAUUAAAAAUGAAGAGCAAAAUAAAAAAGAUGGGAACUCCAAGAAAGAGAAAGAGGUUGUGGCGCUAAUAAAGGACUUCUACAACCAGUGCCAGUCACUGUACUCGCUGUAUGGUCGUUUCACUGGAGAGUACAUAAAAUCGGGUCCCUGCGUAGUGGAUAGGACGUCCUCAGUGUCUUCCUCUAGCUCGGAUUCUGAGUACUUUUCCUCAGAGGAAGUGGAUGCUUCAGACAUCAACGAUUCAAACCAAAAACCUUUCACCGUAGAAAGGGAACGUUCUAACCUCGAAGUACUUCUCAGGACUCAAGAAUCAAACGAAUUUGAGGAGCAGUUGAAAAGGAAUCUAGAACUUCAAUUUGAAAGCCAAGCACGUGAAGUUAAACAACUGUUAUGUUCAAAGAACGUUGAGUUGCAGAAACGAGUCGUGGAACUUGAACUGUUAAUGAAAGAGAGCAAACGAACAGUGUCUGUGCUACAAGCAAAACUCAAAACCAACGAGGGUCAUGCAGUGUACGAAAUUUCUGAAUUGAUGGCACGGAUACACAAGCUCGAACAAGAGGCAAAGGCUCUUCGGACGCAGAAAGGCAAAAUGGAAGAGAAGAUUAGACGUAACAGAAACGAAGCAUUGAGCCAGAGGAAGGACUUGACUGACCAGAUUAAUGCCAUGCAACAAAUGUUAGAAUCCGUAAGCAAUCAUAACCAAGAGUUGGAAGUUCAUUUGGAAAGAAAAAGAGUAGAAGUUUCGCAAUGCUUGAUUCGGAUAGAAAAUCUUGGGGAGGAUUUGGCUGAAAAGAAUACGGAAAAAGAGGAGUAUUUUCUUGCAAGGAUAAAGGACCUGGAACUGGAAGUGGAAUCUCGACGCAGCAAACAGCGCGAUUUGGAGGAUAGAAACAUCGAGCUAGAAAGAGAAUUGGCACGGACAGGGGAAGAGAUAUCUCAACUUUUGAGGGAACGUGAGAGUUAUAAAGAAAGAGCUUCCAUACAUGCUGAGGCUUUAAAAACUCUAGUUGAAAAACUGACAUUGGAGUUGGAUCAGCAAAGCAUGGUAGAGUUACCAAACGAACGAAACCAAAAGGAAUAUUCAGAAAUUCUAACCAAGAUGGAAAAUCUGAAUGACAAGUUCGAAACCAGGGUAGUAGAUCAGGAGGAAACGAUAAAUAAGCUAACAGAAGGCAUUGAACAAAUAGGUGCAGAAAACAAACAAGCCGAAAUUGGGUGCAAGAAGUUGAAGUUGUGUAAGCAACUAUCAGAAAGGAAAAUGGAAGAAGAAUUGGCAGAAGAGUUCCGAAUGCAAAUGGAAGGUAGCAUUCAUCUGUUGCAACAGAGAAUCCACGAGGCAGAACAGCUGAAUAGUGAAAACAAAGAAAGUCACAAAAUGACAAAGCAAAGAUACGAGGAAGAGAACAGAAUAGCUAGGUAUGAAGACGAACUAAGAGUGAAGGCAACCACACCUUCAGCACCAAUGGAGAUUAACAUAAAUGGGUUGGAAUUGAGUGCACAAGCACUAGAUUUGGCUGCAGGGAAGCUUGAGGAACAGAGAGAGCGUGUCUCGGGUCUUGUGUCUAAAAUGCUGGGGGAAAUUCAGUUUGCGAAGGAUUGGAUAAGGGAAAGAAAUAGUGAAGUGAAAGAGCUGAAAGAAAAGGUGGAUGAGCUUAAGGUGAUUUUGGGUGAGAAGGAAGAGAAAGAGUUGAUGUUGAGAGAGACGUUGUGGAAGUUAGAAGCAAUGGUGAGCAAAGAAGGAGGGGAGAAACUGAAUCUGAUAAAAACAGUGAGACAGCUUGAAAGGAAAGUGGAAAAGUUGGAAAGAAAUGUGAUAGAGAAGGAUGGUGAGUUGGUAGGACUUGCGGAGAAGAAGAGAGAAGCAAUAAGGCAACUUUGUCUUCAGGUUGAGUUUCAUCGCAAUCGCUAUGUCUAUCUAAAGGAUUCAAUGUCAAAGAGAAAGAAGGGUUGGUUAUCGGGAUGA